AAACAGUACUUAAUAAAUUUUCUUUCUUCCCCAAUUUGCUUUACUAUAUAAAGUUUAUGCUAUUAAACCCAUUACCCUUUAUACCCUCUCUCUCUCCUCUUUCUCUCUCAAGAAUUCAUAGUCAGAUCAAAGAGGUAAAAAUUGCAAACUUUCUCUAAGUAUCAAUUUUUGCUAAUCUUUUCUUUGGAAAUUUACUUUUUUACCUGUUUUAGCUUUGUGGGUAUGCUAAAGAUUUGAUUUUGACAAUAUUUUGUUAAGCCCCAAGUUUGGUUCUUUGUGUAUAUACUCUUAUUGAGCUAAGUUGUUGCUCAAUUUUUCAUAUGGGUAUUAUAUGAUGGUUUCAAGAUUCAAUUUUUAUGGUGUUUUAGGAUUGGGGUUUGUUAGAUUGAGUUGAUUUAGUAGUUGUUAUGUUGGAUUAGUAUGAAUUGUGGGAGAUAAAUGUUUUUGUAAUGUUUUGGGAGUUUCAAGAAUGUGUUUUUAGGACAGAAAAUGAUAUAAGGGCUGAUUUUUAGUUGUAAAGUUGGGUUUUUUCGAAGUUUAGUAUUUUACGAGUUUCAAGAAUGUGUUUUUAGGACAGAGAAAAAGGAUUUAAGGGCUGAUUUUUGGUUGUGAAGUUGGGAUUUUUCAGUUCUGAGAAGUGACUAAUUGAUUUUGGAAAAUGAAUAGUUCUGGCAUGGGUGGUGGUUUCUUAUCAGGGUAUAAUGGUGGAUUUUUGGGGAUGAAUAGGUUGCAACAGCCUCAAUCAAAUAGUAAUAAUGCAGCUUAUGGUCAUGAGAUUAAUCACAAUAUUGUUCAAUCAUCGGUGAAUCCAAAAUUGGGACUUGAACAUGAUAAACCGAUUGGUCUAAUGGAUGGUAAGGGUUGUAUGGCAUUUGGGAAGGAUAAAGCAGUUGGGCCAAGUAAUGUUAGUAAUAAUCCGAAUAGCAAUACCAGCGACGAGGAUGAGCCUAGCUUUACGGAGGAUGGAAAUGGUGAUAAUAACGGUGGGGCCCAGGGUAAAAAAGGUUCUCCGUGGCAGCGAAUGAAAUGGACCGAUAAUGUCGUUAGGCUUCUUAUACAAGUAGUUGCAUGUGUUGGAGAUGACGGUAGUUUGGAGGGUCAGGGUCCUGAAGCGGGGUUGAAGAGAAAAUCCGGGUGCAUUCAAAAAAAGGGUAAAUGGAAAACAGUCUCGCGAAUAAUGAUGAGUAACGGUUGUCACGUCUCGCCUCAGCAGUGCGAAGAUAAGUUCAACGAUUUGAACAAGAGGUACAAGAAAUUGAAUGAUAUUCUCGGUAGGGGUACUUCUUGUGCUGUGGUGGAAAAUCCGUCUCUAAUGGAUUCCAUGCCGCAGCUUUCUGCUAAGGCCAAGGACACGGUGAAAAAGAUACUUAACUCUAAACAUUUGUUUUAUAGAGAGAUGUGUGCUUACCAUAACGGACAAAAGAUACCUGAUUGCAAUAAUAUUGAAUUUCCGGUUCACUCUUCUUCACCUGUUGCGGCGGCACAGUGUGCAAAAGAUCAGUAUGGGUCCCACGGAGAUGAAGCUGAAGAACAUAACGAAAGUGAUGAUGAUGAUGAUGAUGAAUCGGAUGAUGAAGAAGAUAACCACGAUGAUGAGAGAACAAGACGAGUUGAAGAAAAUUGCACACAAACUAGCGGGCAUGAUAAUCUUUUGGCUGAAAUUAAUGAAUUUUUUCAAGACCCGACAAAAACCAAGUGGGAACAAAAAAUGUGGAUUAAGAAACGGAUGCUACAACUAGAAGAGGAAAAGAUUGGAAUCCAAGCUGAGGCGUUUGAGUUGGAGAAACGUCAGUUUAAGUGGCAAAGGUUUUGCAGCAAGAAAGACAGGGAGCUUGAAAUAGAAAGGCUGGAGAACGAGAAAUUAAUGUUGGAGAAUGAGCAUAUGGCAUUGCAACUGAAGCAUAAGGAGCACGAAAUAGACAGUACGAAGCCCGAUAUUUCUUUCAAUUCUGCACCUCUCAGCUUAGAUAGACCUCGGGGAAGAGAUCAGAUCGAUGCAGCUAGGUAUCAUUAACUAUUAAGGAGUACAUCGGAAUCUCCAAGUUUUUUUUUUUGUUUUUUGGGAACCUGUAUGUCAUCGCCCCCUUCUUUUGUACAAUAUUUUACAGCUCAGCAUGCAGUAAACUUGUUAAGCACUUC
This is a messenger RNA of Lycium ferocissimum, 2139 nucleotides long. RefSeq lists its product as uncharacterized. The transcript has 2 exons. Bases 659 to 2014 code for a protein of 451 amino acids. The record is from RefSeq and is a predicted model, not a curated record. Lineage: Eukaryota; Viridiplantae; Streptophyta; Magnoliopsida; Solanales; Solanaceae.